AUGGCUGCUGGAGUUCGUUCUUCCUGCCUGACACUCCCACCACGCUUCCUGAUUUGCACAAGAGAUGACAUCUAUGAGGAUGAAGAUGGCAGACAAUGGGUAGCUGCAAAAGUGGAAACUUGUUCCAACUCACCAUUUUACUACAGGAUUGGAACAUGUAUAACUGUCCACUUGUGUCAGAUGACCAUACUGCCACGUGAGCCUAGUCCCGAGUCUCUCACGAAUUUCAACUUUCUACCCACAAUGUGGAGCUUAGAGUCCAGGAAUAUAUACUGGGGAUCAGACGGCAUGCACUGGAGAUUACUGAAUCAUUACAAGGGUUUUGGCCCAGAGGAACUGAUCCUGAUGCUGGAGUCAAGGUGA
Mus pahari (shrew mouse) is the source of this 363-nucleotide messenger RNA. RefSeq names its product protein TCL1B4-like. NCBI's taxonomy places the organism in Eukaryota, Metazoa, Chordata, Mammalia, Rodentia, Muridae. Gene Ontology annotation, molecular function: protein serine/threonine kinase activator activity. The record is from RefSeq and is a predicted model, not a curated record. Gene Ontology annotation, biological process: positive regulation of peptidyl-serine phosphorylation. The transcript has 3 exons. Bases 1 to 363 code for a protein of 120 amino acids.